Messenger RNA from Pongo pygmaeus (Bornean orangutan), 1989 nucleotides. RefSeq names its product glutamate dehydrogenase 1, mitochondrial-like. NCBI's taxonomy places the organism in Eukaryota, Metazoa, Chordata, Mammalia, Primates, Hominidae. The record is from RefSeq and is a predicted model, not a curated record. Gene Ontology annotation, biological process: L-glutamate catabolic process. Gene Ontology annotation, molecular function: L-glutamate dehydrogenase (NAD+) activity. The transcript has a single exon. Gene Ontology annotation, cellular component: mitochondrion.
AUGUACCGCUACGUGGGCGAAGUGCUGCUGCUGGGCCUGGCAGCUGCCCUGGGCUCCGCGGCCGCGGACUCGGCUAGGUUGCUGGGCCGGGCCCGGGGACAGCCCGCCGCCGCCCCGCAGCCGGGGCUCGCAUUGGCCGCCCGGCGCCACUACAGCGACGCGGUGGCCGACCGCGAGGACGACCCCAACUUCCUCAAGAUGGUGGAGGGCUUCUUCUAUCGCGGCGCCAGCAUCGUGGAGGACAAGCUGGUGGAGGACCUGAGGACCCGGGAGAGCGAGGAGCAGAAGCGGAACCGGGUGCACGGCAUCCUGCGGAUCAUCAAGCCCUGCAACCGUGUGCUGAGUCUCUCCUUCCCUAUCCGGCGUGACGACCGCUCCUGGGAGGUCAUCUAAGGCUACCGGGCCCAGCACAGCCAGCACUGCACACCCUGCAAGGGAGGUAUCCAUUACAGCACUGAUGUGAGUGUAGAUGAAGUAAAAACUUUGGCUUCUCUGAUGACAUACAAGUGUGCAGUGGUUGAUGUGCCGUUUGGGGGUGCUAAAGCUGGUGUUAAGAUCAAUCCCAAGAACUAUACCGAUAAUGAAUUGGAAAAGAUCACAAGGAGGUUCACCAUGGAACUAGCAAAGAAGGGCUUUAUUGGUCCUGGCAUUGAUGUGCCUGCUCCAGACAUGAGCACAGGUGAGCGGGAGAUGUCCUGGAUCGCUGAUACCUAUGUCAGCACCAUAGGGCACUACGAUAUUAAUGCACACGCCUGUGUUACUGGUAAACCCAUCAGCCAAGAGGGCAUCCAUGGACGCAUCUCUGCUGCUGGCCGUGGUGUCUUCCAUAGGAUUGAAAACUUCAUCAGUGAAGCUUCUUACAUGAGCAUUUUAGGAAUGACACCAGGGUUUGGAGAUAAAACAUUUGUUGUUCAGGGAUUUGGUAAUGUGGGCCUACACUCUAUGAGAUAUUUACAUCGUUUUGGUGCUAAGUGUAUUGCUGUUGGUGAGUCUGAUGGGAGUAUAUGGAAUCCAGAUGGUAUUGACCUAAAGGAACUGGAAGACUUCAGAUUGCAACAUGGGUCCAUUCUGGGCUUCCCCAAGGCAAAGCCCUAUGAAGGAAGCAUCUUGGAGGCCGACUGUGACAUACUGAUCCCGGCUGCCCGUGAGAAGCAGUUGACCAAAUCCAGCGCAGCCAGAGUCAAAGCCAAGAUCAUUGCUGAAGGUGCCAACGGGCCAAUCACUCCAGAAGCUGACAAGGUCUUCCUGGAGAGAAACAUUAUGGUUAUUCCAGAUCUCUAUUUGAAUGCUGGAGGAGUGACAGUAUCUUACUUUGAGUGGCUGAAGAAUCUAAAUCAUGUCAGCUAUGGCUGUUUGACCUUCAAAUAUGAAAGGGAUCCUAACUACCACUUGCUCAUGUCUGUUCAAGAGAGUUUAGAAAGAAAAUUUGGAAAGCACGGUGGAACUAUUCCCAUUGUACCCACGGCAGAGUUCCGAGACAGGAUAUCGGGUGCAUCUGAGAAAGACAUCAUGCACUCUGGCUUGGCGUACACAAUGGAGCAUUCUGCCAGGCAAAUUAUGCGCACACACAUGAAGUAUAACCUGGGAUUGGACCUCAGAACAGCUGCCUAUGUCAAUGCCAUUGAGAAAGUCUUCAAAGUGUACAGUGAAGCUGGUGUGAGCUUCACAUAGAUGGAUCAUGGCUGACUUCCUCACUAUCCUCUUCAAGUGUAACUUCUGCAGACCUAUCACAAGUUUACAUGUAACCACAGAAAUCCCUUUCUCUCCUGACUCAUUAAUAAUGGAUACCAUUCUCAACAAGUCAAUCCAAAUCAGCCCGUUGAGAAAGAAAUUAAGGUUAGGGGAUCAUGUACAAGCUGAGUGUGAAAGUAGAAAUCACCUACACCAGAGAGCCAUUUUGGUAUUUUGCCUUUAAAUAAAAAGCCUCCUCCAUCUGGCUGUGCAGCCUUGCUCUGUGGCUUUUCCCAACACAAUCAGUGCUAGUGCUGG